GGUCUCCGGCCCCUCCCUCCCUCCACGGCAGACCCUGGACUACACUAGCCGGGGACGCCUACCCUAGUUCUCGGCGCCAGUUCGUCCGCGGCAUGCCGUGCUGUCGCUGCUCGUGCUACGCGAGUCGUCCGGCCGGGGCAGCGGAAGGUGACCCUAGGCAGGUUUACGGCGUGGUGUGUUUCUGCUUCCGGAUUUAACCCUCAGACCCGGCUCUGAGCAGCCUAGGGGCCUGGACGUGUUCAGUAACGUGCCCUUCCCCCACCACGGAUCAAAGCUACAAGGAGAGUGGGAAUCUGGAACUCUUUGGUGAGAAGAUAAGAUGCCUAUGGUCACAAGGCGGCUGAGAGAUCCUGACAUAAACCCUUGCUUGUCGGAAUCUGAUGCUUCUACCAGAUGUAUGGAUGAAAAUAACUAUGACAGGGAAAGGUGUUCCAAUUACUUCUUGAAGUACAAAAACUGCCGGCGAUUCUGGAAUUCUGUCAUGGUCCAAAGAAGACAAAAUGGAGUUCAGCCAUCUAUGCCUACAGCAGCAGAAAGAGAUGAAAUUUUGAGAGCAAUGCAAAAGAUGCCCUAUUGAGUAUUUGCAUUAAAAUUGUUUUUAUAACUUAAA
Molecule: messenger RNA, 610 nt
Organism: Peromyscus eremicus (cactus mouse)
Lineage: Eukaryota; Metazoa; Chordata; Mammalia; Rodentia; Cricetidae
Gene: Chchd7
Product: coiled-coil-helix-coiled-coil-helix domain containing 7
Exons: 5
Coding region: 320-577 (85 amino acids)
Source: RefSeq, a predicted model, not a curated record